AGAUACUCAAUUCAAUUUGAUCUUCAGAUAAUCAACAAAUACUUUUUUAGUAUAAAUAUGUCCCAUUCUGUAUUUGGGACAUACAUAUUACACUGUUGUUUAUCUGAAAUUCAAAUUUAAGUGGGUGUCCUGUACUUUAUCUGGCAACCCUACUAAAGGAGCUCAAUUAAGUAUUUGCUAACUUAAUAGACUGAAGGUCUCGUUUCACCUGUAAAAUGGGGCUCGUACCUGUCCCUGCCUCCAUAAGGUUGAUGGGCACAGUAGAUGGCAUUCAGUGAGCCCUCAAUUUAUAUGACUGCCUGGGACCAUCCGGUGAGCAGAAAGCCCUUCCACUUUCAAAUACAGAGACGAUAAAAAGGCCUCUUCGAGGCCAGAGGUGCCCAGGCCAGGCCUAGGUGGCCCGCACCUGCGAGCCUGGCCAGCCUCUUCCGGGUCAGGUGACCGCGCGCGGUCACGUGACCCGGUCCGAGUGCGGGCGGUGGAAGGCGGAAGUAGGAGAGGAGUUCGGCGCCGCUUCUGUGGCCACGGCAGCUUCACGGUGAUGAUAUGGCAUCUGCCAGCUCUAGCCGGGCAGGAGUGGCCCUGCCUUUUGAGAAGUCUCAGCUCACUUUGAAAGUGGUGUCCGCAAAGCCCAAGGUGCAUAAUCGUCAACCUCGAAUUAACUCCUACGUGGAGGUGGCGGUGGAUGGACUCCCCAGUGAGACCAAGAAGACUGGGAAGCGCAUUGGGAGCUCUGAGCUUCUCUGGAAUGAGAUCAUCAUCUUGAAUGUCACGGCCCAGAGUCAUUUAGAUUUAAAGGUCUGGAGCUGCCAUACCUUGAGAAAUGAACUGCUAGGCACAGCGUCUGUCAACCUCUCCAACGUCUUGAAGAACAAUGGGGGCAAAAUGGAGAACACGCAGCUGACCCUGAACCUGCAGACGGAGAACAAAGGCAGCGUUGUCUCAGGCGGAGAGCUGACAAUUUUCCUGGACGGGCCAACUGUUGAUCUGGGAAAUGUGCCUAAUGGCAGUGCCCUGACAGAUGGAUCACAGCUGCCUUCGAGAGACUCCAGUGGAACAGCAGUAGCUCCAGAGAACCGGCACCAGCCCCCCAGCACAAACUGCUUUGGUGGAAGAUCCCGGACGCACAGACAUUCAGGUGCUUCAGCCAGAACAACCCCAGCAACCGGCGAGCAAAGCCCCGGUGCUCGGAGCCGGCACCGCCAGCCCGUCAAGAACUCAGGCCACAGUGGCUUGGCCAAUGGCACAGUGAAUGACGAACCCACAACAGCCACUGAUCCCGAAGAACCUUCCGUUGUUGGUGUGACGUCCCCACCUGCUGCACCCUUGAGUGCGACCCUGAAUCCCAACACGACUUCUCUCCCUGCCCCAGCCACACCGGCUGAAGGAGAGGAACCCAGCACUUCGGGUUUGGGUACACAGCAGCUCCCAGCGGCUGCCCAGGCCCCCGACGCUCUGCCUGCUGGAUGGGAACAGCGAGAGUUGCCCAACGGGCGUGUCUAUUAUGUUGACCACAAUACCAAGACCACCACCUGGGAGCGGCCCCUUCCUCCAGGCUGGGAAAAACGCACAGAUCCCCGAGGCAGGUUUUACUAUGUGGAUCACAAUACUCGGACCACCACCUGGCAGCGUCCGACCGCGGAGUACGUGCGCAACUAUGAGCAGUGGCAGUCGCAGCGGAAUCAGCUCCAGGGGGCCAUGCAGCACUUCAGCCAAAGAUUCCUCUACCAGUCUUCGAGUGCUUCGACUGACCAUGAUCCCCUGGGCCCCCUCCCUCCUGGCUGGGAGAAGAGACAGGACAAUGGACGGGUGUAUUACGUGAACCAUAACACUCGCACGACCCAGUGGGAGGAUCCCCGGACCCAGGGGAUGAUCCAGGAAACGGCUCUGCCCCCAGGAUGGGAGAUGAAAUACACCAGCGAGGGGGUGCGAUACUUUGUGGACCACAAUACCCGCACCACCACCUUUAAGGAUCCUCGCCCGGGGUUUGAGUCGGGGACGAAGCAAGGUUCCCCUGGUGCUUAUGACCGCAGUUUUCGGUGGAAGUAUCACCAGUUCCGUUUCCUCUGCCAUUCAAAUGCCCUACCUAGCCACGUGAAGAUCAGCGUUUCCAGGCAGACGCUUUUCGAAGAUUCCUUCCAACAGAUCAUGAACAUGAAACCCUAUGACCUGCGCCGCCGGCUCUACAUCAUCAUGCGUGGCGAGGAGGGCCUGGACUAUGGGGGCAUCGCCAGAGAGUGGUUUUUCCUCCUGUCUCACGAGGUGCUCAACCCUAUGUAUUGUUUAUUCGAAUAUGCCGGAAAGAACAAUUACUGCCUGCAGAUCAACCCCGCCUCCUCCAUCAACCCGGACCACCUCACCUACUUUCGCUUUAUAGGCAGAUUCAUCGCCAUGGCACUGUACCAUGGAAAGUUCAUCGACACGGGCUUCACCCUCCCUUUCUACAAGCGGAUGCUCAACAAGAGACCAACCCUGAAAGACCUGGAGUCCAUUGACCCCGAGUUCUACAACUCCAUUGUCUGGAUCAAAGAGAACAACCUGGAAGAAUGUGGCCUGGAGCUGUACUUCAUCCAGGACAUGGAGAUCCUGGGCAAGGUGACGACCCACGAGCUGAAGGAGGGCGGCGAGAGCAUCCGGGUCACGGAGGAGAACAAGGAAGAGUACAUCAUGCUGCUGACUGACUGGCGUUUCACCCGAGGCGUGGAAGAGCAGACCAAAGCCUUCCUGGAUGGCUUCAACGAGGUGGCCCCGCUGGAGUGGCUGCGCUACUUUGACGAGAAAGAGCUGGAGCUGAUGCUGUGCGGCAUGCAGGAGAUAGACAUGAGCGACUGGCAGAAGAGCACCAUCUACCGGCACUACACCAAGAACAGCAAGCAGAUCCAGUGGUUCUGGCAGGUAGUGAAGGAGAUGGACAACGAGAAGAGGAUCCGGCUGCUGCAGUUUGUCACCGGUACCUGCCGCCUGCCCGUCGGGGGAUUUGCCGAACUCAUCGGUAGCAACGGACCACAGAAGUUUUGCAUUGACAAAGUUGGCAAGGAAACCUGGCUGCCCAGAAGCCACACCUGCUUCAACCGUCUGGAUCUUCCACCCUACAAGAGCUACGAACAGCUGAGAGAGAAGCUGCUAUAUGCCAUUGAGGAGACCGAGGGCUUUGGACAGGAGUAACCGAGGCCGCCCCUCCCACGCCCCCCAGCGCACACGUAGUCCUGAGUCCUCCCUGCCUGAGAGGCCACUGGCCCCGCAGUCCUUGGGAGGCCCCCGUGGAUGUGGCCCUGUGUGGGACCACACUGUCAUCUCGCUGCUGGCAGAAGAGCCUGAUCCCAGGAGGCCCUGCAGUUCCCCCCACCCGCGGAUGGCAGUCUGGAAUAAAGCCCCCUAGUUGCCUUUGGCCCCACCUUUGCAAAGUUCCAGAGGGCUGACCCUCUCUGCAAAACUCUCCCCUGUCCCCUAGACCCCACCCUGGGUGUGUGUGAGUGUGCAAGGGAAGGUGUUGCAUCCCCAGGGGCUGCCGCAGAGGCCGGAGACCUCCCGGACUAGUUUGGCGAGGAGACUGGCCACUGAGGGUGGCUGUUCUGGACUGAGAGAGCCAAGGGUCUUUGCCAGCAAAGGAGGUUCUGCCUGUAAUUGAGCCUCUCUGAUGAUCGAGAUGAAGUGAAGGUCUGAGGGAGAGGGCCCUGGGGCGAGGCCAUCUCUGCCUGCCUCCCUAGCAGGCGCCAGCGGUGGAGGCUGAGUCGCAGGACACAUGCCGGCCAGUUAAUUCAUUCUCAGCAAAUGAAGGUUUGUCUAAGCUGCCUGGGUAUCCAUGGGACAAAAACAGCAAACUCCCUCAGACUUUCUUUGUCCAUUUAUAAACUUGAAGCGGUUGUGUUGUAGGGUUGCAGUUUUUUUUGUUACGCUGCUGUCACUUUCUGUCCAGGAGCUGGCACCCCAGGUGUUCUGAGACCUUGAGGGACCCAGGCCUUUGGGUCCAAGAGUUUCCCAAACAGCCACGCCUCUCAGGAACCCACCUGGCAGUUCCGUGAGCUCAGGCGGGCCUGACCCGGCGGCACAGCCUGGCAGGGACCUCGUUCCCAAGCCUGGCAGAAUGGGAGGGGUUGAGGUCCCGAGCGCCACUCCUAGCCUUGCUGCCUUCAAUAGAGAAGAAAUCCCUUUGCUAGAUAGGGUCCCCCAGGCAGUCCCCAGUGGCGGGAUACAGGGGUCUGGCUGUGGAGCUCCCCUGCCAGCCCCUGGAGCUCCAGGUGGGCCUGUUGGUCCCCUGUUCAGAAUGGAGUGCAGCCCGGCCAGCGGAAAGUGUUCAUUCUGCAUAGGUGUGAGGCUUUAUCUGCACACAGAUAAGGCCCUGAGCUGCUGCAUAGCCCAAUCUGAUUUCUGCAGUUCCCGUCAGCCUCCAACACGGGGACUCUGCCAUAAUUGGAAUCUUCAUAGGUGACCAUGCCCCACCGGGAUGCUGGGGCAGUAGUCAUGGCAGACUCCCGGCCCGGGCCCCCAGGAUUCUAGGACCCCAGGCAGCCCCUUGGACUGGUCCCGGGUGCCUUCCAAGCACAGUCUCCAUGCUCCCAGAUUCUCGACCUUCCCCCGGCCCGGGAGGUGGAGCCUGUGUCUGCCUCUGUCGUGUGUGCUGAUUUGAGUGGCUUAGCUUGCCACAGCGCAACCUCUUCUAUCCCUUUCAGUCAUUUGCUGUACUUCCCUGCGGCACGUUACCACGGAAGCCGCUCCAGGGUGGGUCAGGGUGCAAGCUGCUGGUGAGGUUUGGAAGCAUCAGGCUCACGGGUGUUCAUGUGUGUUCGUGCGUGUGUGUGUGUACGUGUAUAUAACUGAAGUGUCUGUACGGAAUGCCCUUUGCUAGCCAUGGGCUGGUCACCAGAUUGUUUUGUAAUGCCUGCCCCUUGCCUCGAUAUUGCCAGUUUCUUGUGCAAUAAACAAUCAGCAGCU
Messenger RNA from Pongo pygmaeus (Bornean orangutan), 4932 nucleotides. It is a transcript of the gene WWP2, whose product is annotated as WW domain containing E3 ubiquitin protein ligase 2. NCBI's taxonomy places the organism in Eukaryota, Metazoa, Chordata, Mammalia, Primates, Hominidae. Gene Ontology annotation, cellular component: cytoplasm. The transcript is spliced from 24 exons. Gene Ontology annotation, biological process: negative regulation of transcription by RNA polymerase II; protein K63-linked ubiquitination; proteasome-mediated ubiquitin-dependent protein catabolic process. The coding region runs from base 547 to 3165 and encodes 872 amino acids. Gene Ontology annotation, molecular function: RNA polymerase II-specific DNA-binding transcription factor binding; ubiquitin protein ligase activity. The record is from RefSeq and is a predicted model, not a curated record.